This is a messenger RNA of Emiliania huxleyi CCMP1516, 1152 nucleotides long. RefSeq lists its product as hypothetical. Gene Ontology annotation, biological process: cellular response to phosphate starvation; phosphate ion transport. Gene Ontology annotation, cellular component: plasma membrane; Golgi apparatus; cytoplasm. The record is from RefSeq and is a predicted model, not a curated record. The transcript is spliced from 4 exons. Gene Ontology annotation, molecular function: inositol hexakisphosphate binding. Bases 1 to 1152 code for a protein of 383 amino acids. NCBI's taxonomy places the organism in Eukaryota, Haptophyta, Isochrysidales, Noelaerhabdaceae.
AUGCCCCAGGGGCCCUCGCCGCCUACUCGUGUCCGCGCGCGAUCCACCGAGCUGCUCAGCCGGCCUCGCGACGAUAUCCACGCAUCGAUGCCGUCGCCGCCUGCCGAACAGGAUUUCACUACACGAGCUGAAACAACCGAGGCGGAGCGCAGCUGCGUUGCGGACGAAAACGCCUGGACGCAUCCGCCAAGCAUCAUCUGUCCGCCUGGAGCGGACUCCUCCGGCUCCUCCUCGUCGUCCUCAGAAACCCCCACGCCAGCACGGCCGAGCUCGCCGGCGGCGCCGAUUAUGCGGACUAUCGCCUCCGUCGGAAGCAUGCUGGAGUCACUCCAGUCGUCAAAGGCCACCGUCGCGCCGGUCGCCAGCCUCAAGCUCUACGACGGGCUCGGCUCGGAUCAGGUUCGGGAGAUCACGGUGGAUCGGCUCAAGUGGGCCUUCUUCUCCCUCGGCCUCCGUGCCGGCGUCGCCAGCACGCUCUUCGUGCUGCUGGUCGGCUUCGUCAUCGCCGGCUCCGAGACUGCCAGCGUGGAGGCGAUCGCGGCGCUGUACUACCCCCUCUUCCGCGCGAUGCUCCUCCUCUCCUACUUUGGGAUCCUCUUCGGGGUGCUGCUCUUCGCGUGGAAGCGGUGCGGGAUCGACUACACCGCCAUCCUCGGCGUCGACGGCGGCCGUACGAAUGUCCACGCGGUGGUGCGCGCGUCCACCUCGCUGAUGGGUCUCAACUUUUCCGCCUUCGUCCUCUACUGGCUCGCCCUGCUCGGCAUCGUGCCGCACGCGCACGCGUGGCCCGCCUCCGCGCUGCUGCUGACCCUCGCCUACCUUCUCUGGCCGCUCGACCAAGAGCGGAAUGAGACGGCGCCGUUCGACCACAUGGCGGAGUGGAGCGACGCCGCCCAGCGUGCCGACUGCGCGCGCUGCGUCGGGCGGGUCCUGCUCGCCGGCCUCGUCCCCGGCACUGUCCUGCUCGCCGGCCUCGUCCCCACGACCUUCGCGUCCAGCUUCGUCGCCGACAUCCUGACGUCGAUGCCCAAGCUCUUCAUCGACCUGCUGCAGGCGGUAGUACAGCGGCAGGAGUACGCAGCCGGAUCCAACACAAGACCACCACGCCGGAGAGCACUGAGUCAGACGCUGCCAAAUACUGAAGGAUCCUAG